Messenger RNA from Trichomonas vaginalis G3, 1305 nucleotides. RefSeq names its product protein ubiquitination. The transcript has a single exon. The record is from RefSeq and is a predicted model, not a curated record. The coding region runs from base 1 to 1305 and encodes 434 amino acids. NCBI's taxonomy places the organism in Eukaryota, Parabasalia, Trichomonadida, Trichomonadidae.
AUGGGGCAAAUAUCGAAAUUGUGCAAUGAAUUAAAGCGUGCACAGGUCAUUACAGAAUGUGGUACAUUUUGUAUCAAUAUUAAUGAUAGAAUCAUUGAAACAAAUAAGUCUUCAGCGAUUUGUUUUUCAGAUUUAAUCCAAGAAAAGUAUUUUAUUGAUAAAUCAAUCAGAUCGUUCAAAGUAUAUCUAAACAUUAUAUGCCAAGAUUCAAUUGAUAUACUCUUAAACUUUAUAGAAACAGGAAAACUCGAAUUUGAAGCAGAUGAGUCUCAUUAUCAUGAUAUAUUUGAAAUCGGCAAAUGCUUUGGAAAUCAACUACUCAUACAAAUAUAUAACGAACGCAUUAAAUCAGACAAAUAUCUUACAAAUAAAAACGUUUUUCAGAAAUAUGAAUUUUCUGCUUACGAAAAUGAUUCUACGAUAAUGGAUGAAUGCAUUGAGUAUAUUUCGUCCCAUAUAUACUGUUUAAAUGAUGAUGAUAUCAUUACAAAUUUUGCCAAAAAUGGAUUUGAAUUUUGUGAAAAAAUUUUGAAAUCAAAACAACUCAAAAUUGAAAACGAAGACAAACUCUGUUUCUUACUUUUAGAGGUAUGCAGAAGAAACUUAGCAUUAUUUGAUUUAUUUGGAUUUGUUAACUUACAAUUUUGUUCAUCUAAAGUUUAUGACGAGAUUUAUAAUUUUGCAUGCGAAAACUCUUUUGAAUCAAGCCUUUUAGCAAUUUAUAAUGAAACACUGAAAUAUCAUUCAAGUAUAAGGGAUAGUAUUGAAAUUACAGAUCAAUCUAUCACUUCUUUCGAAAAUCCCUUAAUUCAAAAUCAAUUUGAAUUAUCAGAUCAAUCUAUUAGUAUUUAUGAAUCAAGAUAUGUAGAAAUUUCUAAAGAAAUUAAAAUGGAAAUGACGGCUUCUUCUAUUGGUGGUGGAAGCUUAUCCACAAUAAAUUCUUAUUCAAAUAAUGAUAAUUUCUAUACAAAUAAUGAAUUUAAUUCAUGGCUAAAGGCUGAUCUAAAAGGAUAUAAAUUAAAGCCAAAAUCAUAUAUUUUACAAUCAACAUGCAUUGGUGAUUUUUGUUUGUUGAGAGGUUGGAAACUAGAAGGUCUCAAAGAAGAUGGAAAAUCUAUUGUAUUAGAUGAACAAUCAUAUAAUUUUAGACAAAAAGAGAUUAACGAAUUCCCACUUCAAACUAGCGAUUAUUUUGUUGCUUUCAGAUUAACUCAAACAAUAGAGAAUUCAAGUAAACAUUCAUAUAAUAAUUAUAAGCUCAUGAUUAAUGUUUUUGACUUCACAGGAGAAUUAAUUAAAAUUUAA